AUGCCCCCUGUCAAAGCUAAGGGUGGGCGCAUGAUGGCCCUGAUUGACUACCGCCUGCGUGUUACACUAAACGAUGGUCGUCAAAUGACUGGACAAUUGCUCGCAUUCGAUACCCACAUGAAUCUUGUGUUGUCUAAUGCGGAAGAAUUCCGACGAAUCAAGCCAAAGAAAAAGAAGACACAAAAGGCAAACAAGAAGCAAAAGGUAUCGCAUGGAGAUACGGCCGCCGGGCAGGCCCACAUUGAUGAAGAGGAGGACGACGACGACGAACCGCUCCCGCCUGUACAAGAGCAGAAGCGGACAUUGGGCCUGAUUAUCCUUCGUGGUGAGACCAUCAUCAGUAUCAGUGUGGACGCACCACCACCUGAAUCGAAACGAGAUAUGCCGGUUAUGGCGCCGGGCCCAGGACGAGGCGUACCAACCGGACGAGGCGCUGCGAUGGGUGCAGUGCCAAUGGUUCGCCCGCCAUUUGGUCCUCCGCCAGGCUUUGGUGGCCCACCACCAAUGGGCCCCCCGCCAGGAUUUGGCGGACCGCCUCCUGGAUUUGCACGUCCACCACCAGGUUUUCGACCUCCCGGCGCGUAA
Molecule: messenger RNA, 585 nt
Organism: Malassezia globosa CBS 7966
Lineage: Eukaryota; Fungi; Basidiomycota; Malasseziomycetes; Malasseziales; Malasseziaceae
Exons: 4
Coding region: 1-585 (194 amino acids)
Biological process (GO): mRNA splicing, via spliceosome
Cellular component (GO): U1 snRNP; catalytic step 2 spliceosome; cytoplasm
Molecular function (GO): RNA binding
Source: RefSeq, a predicted model, not a curated record